Messenger RNA from Microdochium trichocladiopsis, 3589 nucleotides. Its product is annotated as Sodium/calcium exchanger protein-domain-containing protein. Gene Ontology annotation, cellular component: membrane. Gene Ontology annotation, molecular function: monoatomic cation transmembrane transporter activity. The transcript is spliced from 2 exons. Lineage: Eukaryota; Fungi; Ascomycota; Sordariomycetes; Xylariales; Microdochiaceae. Gene Ontology annotation, biological process: intracellular calcium ion homeostasis; monoatomic cation transport; transmembrane transport. The coding region runs from base 271 to 3249 and encodes 992 amino acids. The record is from RefSeq and is a predicted model, not a curated record.
CUUAAGUUCCUUGGCUGCGCACGCGCUCUGACAGGCACAGCAUCCAGUGGGGAGGCUUUGCUCAGCCAACUCUCGUCACCUCGAGCCGGCGACUCCACGGCUGGCUUCUACAUCCUUCAUUGCUACCAGACUGCUGCUGCUGCUACUGCUUACGAGACUUGCUCUUCUGCUCCAGCCGUGAGCCGCUACACUGCGCCGAAGCGGCGCAAUCUUCACGGCCUUCGCCCGACGCCAGCUUCGGCAUCGUCAUCCUUAUCGCUCCCGUGCCGCAUGGUCAACCCUAACGGCGGCCAUGUCGCGGCCCGCAUCGGCGGCUCAAAAACCUUCAACAUGCCACGAGCUCGGCGUAGGAUCGAGCGCCUGAGACAGCGGCCUCUCUACGCGACAGUCUUCAUCUUCAGCCUGCUCGCCGUGUACUGCCUCUUUAUUCGGGGCCCCCAGCCUGCACCAGCGCCCACCUCACUCCACAGCCGCUCUCUCCAGCGCCGCGCCGGCGAGGAUUGCCGCCUUGUCCACGAUGCCGACGACAAGUGCGCGUUUGUGCGCCGCAACUGCCAGGAUGAUGAGGCCGGUCUUAUCCAGUACCUGCAGUUCUACUACUGCGGCCUCGGGGGUGCCAAGCCUCUCGCCUUUGUCGUCCUGAUGGUUUGGCUCGGCAUGCUCUUCACCACCAUCGGUAUCGCCGCCAGCGACUUCUUCAGCAUCAAUCUAAGCACCAUCGCCACCAUCCUUGGCCUCAGCGAGAGCCUCGCAGGCGUCACGUUCUUGGCCUUUGGCAACGGCUCCCCCGAUGUCUUCAGCACCUUUGCUGCCAUGAGCUCCAAUAGUGGCAGCAUGGCGGUCGGAGAGCUUAUUGGCGCUGCUGGCUUCAUCACGGCCGUCGUGGCUGGCUCCAUGGCCCUCGUGCGGGAGUUCAAGGUCAUGAAGAGCACUUUUCUCCGCGACGUGCUCUUCUUCCUUGUGGCCGUCUCCUUCACCAUGGUGUUCCUCUCCGACGGCGACAUCUACCUAUGGGAAUGUCUCAGCAUGGUCAUCUUCUACGCCUUCUACGUCAUCUUUGUUGUACUAUGGCACGCCUACGAAAAGAGAAAAGACAAUCGCAAGGCAAAGGAGAUAGCGUCGCGCAGCCACUAUUUCCUGUCUGGGGAUGGCCGCAGCACCGAUGAACUCGAACCAUACAGGGACUUCCCCGACGAAGCAGCCGACCGACCCACGGAGCAGCGGCCGCCAAUGCACCCAAUGCAUGCAAGCGUCGACAUUGGUGUGCUGGAGAGAGGCCCACGCAUUGACGUGGAAGCGCCUGACAAAGACGAGGACUAUGAUCGUGCCCAACAUAUUGCCGCCGAGAUGACGAGCAGCAUGCGCGUGAAUCGUCCGCGGGGAGCUAGGAGUAAUACUACCAUCGCCCCGAUUCGGCCGAGUUUGAUUGGAGCUCUUGAGUUCCGGUCGGUACUUGCCUCGCUGCAGCAGGAAGGAAACAUGCACAUGAGGCCCUUGCACCACAGAAGCCAGUCACACGAUGCUCUUUCAACGCCCCCAGGUCAAGUGUUCUCGGCGCCUAGGGUGGAUUUCCAAGCACAUGAAGCUGCCGCCGAUGCGCUGGCUGCGGCUAGGAGCCGAGCGUUGUCGUCGGGUAACAUCCCUUUGUCUUUAGAUGCGGAUCUGCUACAAGGACAAUCUCCAGCAAGUCGAAGUCGGGCCACUAGUACUCACACUGUCGACGGCAUGCUUGCGCCACCGCUUCCCGAUCAGCCGCGAGGAGCAAACCCGGCAGAGCCUGCCACGCGUGACGGCGGUCCCUCUGACCCCAGUGCAACACAACUUCGACUCCAAAUCCCUAGUCCCAUGGGAAGCGAAUUCUCGUCGCCAGCAACCUCGCCAUUCCCGCGCUUUACAGACUCGCCAAUGAUCAUGACUCCCCACCCAGAACACCCACAGCUUCCGCGACUUGACCUGCCAACACCUGGGUUAGAUGACCGUCCCGGCUUUAUGAGUCUGUCGACGCCAGUCGAACGGAGGCCGAUCAAUUGGUGGCCUUACCAUCAUCUGCCAGCACCACAUGUGCUUUUCAACACCCUCUUCCCAACACUGACGGAUUGGCAGAGUAAAAGCAUUGGCUCCAAGCUCGUCAGCGUCUUGUCUGUGCCUAGCGUUCUUUUGCUUGUCAUCACUCUUCCGGUCGUAGAGAGCGAAACGACGGAUGACGACAUGGGCGCAGAUAUCACAGAGCACCCAGCCUCGGGUCACAUGGGCAAUGUCGCUCCUGCAGUGUCCUUUGAACCCAACGCGCACAUCGAACACGAAACAGAGUGGCAACGAUAUCAGAGAAGACGAGGCGCGACCACUUCAAAUAUCUCGAUUCCUACACUCAUUGAAGUGGAUGAGCCACGUUCAGGACAAUCAUCGCCAAGAAACAUCUUUCCUCCCCUCUCGAACCAGGUUCAUGCUGGCAAACCGGCGUCUGACAUUGGCCCGGAUUCUAGCAAUUUCGCUGACGAGACGGGAGGCUGGAAUAGGUGGCUUCUGAUAAUCCAGGUCUUUACUGGGCCACUUUUUUGCGUCGUCAUCGUGUGGGCAAACAUCUUGGAGGACCUAGAAAGACCUGCCAUGGUGCUCAUCAGGGGCAUUAUGGGCUCUCUGGUCGUGUCGCUGGUCCUCCUGGGUGCUUUGUUAUCGUUGACCUCGGCUGAGAGGCGCCCAAAGUAUCAUUUUCUCUUCUGCUUCCUUGGCUUCUGCAUCUCGAUUGCGUGGAUCUCCACGAUCGCGGGCGAAGUUGUCGGGGUACUCAAGGCUUUUGGUGUCAUCUUGAAUAUCUCCGAGGCUAUACUCGGCCUGACAGUAUUUGCAGUGGGCAAUUCUGUGGGCGAUCUGGUUGCCGACAUUACUGUUGCACGGCUUGGGUAUUCCGUCAUGGCGUUGUCUGCGUGCUUUGGUGGCCCUCUACUCAAUAUUCUUCUUGGUAUCGGCCUGGGGGGCGCCUACCAGAUUGUCCAGUCGGCCAACAAGAAACAUCACAAGCAUCCCGAACGGACUCUUGAGUACAAAGCGUACCACAUCCACGUCAGUGGUACGUUGAUGAUAUCCGCCAUCACGUUGCUCGUCACCUUGGUGGCGCUACUUGUCGUGAUUCCAUACAACAAGUGGAUCAUGAGCCGAAGGAUAGGCAUUUUCCUCAUCGCACUGUGGUCGGUGAGCACAAUCACGAACCUAGUCGUCGAAAUAACGGGGGCUUGGCAGGAUGUUUCUUGAUUGAGUCGGCCUAGUUUCACUCCGUGUGUUUUCCCUUCUACGACUUGUCCAUAAUUAUCCAAGCAUGAGUAUGGCCCGAAUGUUUUUUGUCAUGACUCGGACUUGGACCUGGGCACCCAUAGGUGGUUGCCUUGUCCCCAUUGGAAGAAACCAUGGCCAGUACACUACCAACACAUUUUGAACACCAGAUACCCGGCAUAUCUUUGCCUUCUCGACGAGAGUAGCAGCCAUUAGCGAAGUACACUUUCUGAAGUAGCAGUAAAUUUGAUAUCGAAUGAGAUCGGGCGCGUGGUUCUGCUUAACUGGCCGGCUAUGAUCUUGGCCGAUUGAGUACUUGUCA